ACAGCUAUGUGAAUUCAAUGCAACCACUGCUCGCGCGUUCUCUUUAGUCGGCAAUGGCCUCUCCAAGUCCUGGUAGGCCCGGCGGUUUCUUCUUGUCGGUCAUGAAUACCCCUUAAAUGCGGCUCCGUUCUUAUGCCAACAAUCGCCGUCGUGAUUCCUGUUCCUCCACCUCUUGCUGUCUUCGACCUGCCUAUAUAUCAUAUAAUUCUGUAGUUUAACUCAGUGGCGUCCUUCAACCGCGCUCCCUUCCCCCUCCCCCUCCCCUACCCUCUUCGCCAUGUCUGCUCAAGAACCGGUCCCCCGGCCUCAGUCCGACGACGAGGCCGCGGGCAAGAGCCCCAACAUGUGGCUCGCCCUGCUCCCCCGGAUCCCGCUUCUGCUGCGGGUCGCCAUCCUCCACAUGCUGCGCCUCUCCGAGCAGUCCAAGUAUCUCGACCUGCGCACCGAGCUCACCAUCGCUGUGCUGCGCUCGUUGCUCAACUCGCCCAAACCGCUGAGCAUCUCGGCGGCCCAGAAGUUGUCGACCCGGGCGCCCAAGAUUAAGGGUCGGAUCUGGAUCAGCACUUACGCGUGCCCGCCUCCGCCAGCCGGGGAGACCGGCCUGCAGGAUGCCAUCGCCAAGGCCGUCGACGGCCUGCGGAAUCCCAAGGCGCCGCCGCCCGCCUACCAGAUGGCGGAACCGGCGCCGGUCGAGGCCGAGUGGACCGGCUACCGCGCGAACGCGACACCCGAGUCCCGUCUGCCGGACGUCCCGGAGAAGGAGCUGUACGCCGAGAUGAUGAAGGAGGUCAAGAGCCCCGUGACGAUCCUCUACUUCCACGGCGGCGCCUACUACCUGCUGGACCCGGCAACCCACCGUCCGACGACCAAGAGGCUGGCCAAGCUGACGGGCGGCCGGGUCUACUCGGUGCGGUACCGUCUGGCGCCCCAGCACCCCUUCCCCGCCGCGCUGAUGGAUGCGCUGAUGUCGUAUCUCGCGCUGCUCUACCCGCCCGAGGGCGCCUUCCACGAGCCCGUCCCGCCCGAGCACAUCGUCUUCGCCGGCGACAGGUGAGCCUCUCUGCCUCCCCUCCUCCCC
Thermothielavioides terrestris NRRL 8126 is the source of this 1078-nucleotide messenger RNA. RefSeq lists its product as uncharacterized. Bases 344 to 1054 code for a protein of 236 amino acids. The transcript has a single exon. Gene Ontology annotation, molecular function: hydrolase activity. Lineage: Eukaryota; Fungi; Ascomycota; Sordariomycetes; Sordariales; Chaetomiaceae. The record is from RefSeq and is a predicted model, not a curated record.